CUAGGUAGGAGAUGCGGGUUAGACCAGGUUGGACUAGGAUGCUAAGUAGGUGAGUGUCUUUGGUUUUCUCUUAACAGGAAAUUGGAAAAGGAGGCCUACCAAGAUGCCGGAGGAUGAUAGCGCUGGAAGGGUCUUGACCCUUGAGGACCUCAUCGCAGCCCUAGAUCGACAUGAGAGGACCCCGAGUAAUGUUCCGAAGGUUGAGACCUUCCACUUUGAUGGGGAAAGGGUCUCAGUCUGGCUAGACCUGGUGGACCAGGCAAUGGUGGGAUUGUCAGAUGAGGUGAAAUUCCAGCGUAUUAUGACGUACGUGCUCCAUAGGCACCAUCAGGAGGUGCAAAAGGUUGUGGAUGUCGCCCAUGGCAGUUGGGCAAGAUUCAUGGAGAGCAUGCUGCGCAAGUAUCGGUUGGGUGAUGGGUUGCUUACCAUCUCAGAUCUUGAGGGAAUGAACAAGGAUGACUUUACCAUGAUAGGGGCCUUCGUACAAGAGUUUAAGAAGAAGGCAAGGAAAGUUCACGGGAUCUCUGAGGAGAGGCAAUGCGCUAUCUUUCUAGGGCUGCUCACUGGGUCAGAGGCAGCCGAACUGACGAGUCAUGGAGCAGGCAGCGCAAAGCUUACUUGGGCCACCAUCGACAGAGGAGUGGAGGAUGGGAGUUUAGACCACGUAGAGCAGCAUCAGAUGCGCCUGCAAAGGAGGAAAAGGAAGGAAAGGGACGCUACUGCAUCAGGGACCCCGAGGGUAAAAAGGAUUGUCACUGAUGUACUUGCGGCGUUAGGCUAUGGCCAGGAUGCCGAGGUGCAGAAGAAAGCAGUAGCCGUGGUGCAAGGCCGAGGGAAAGAGGUGGGGGAUAAAGGCGCCGGGCAAGAGGAUUACGGCGGGGAGGAGACGGGGUCACAAAUCCUUACCAAGGCCCAGCGGAAGCAACACAAUCUGUUGCUGGGCCACACGAUUCGGUCCUGCCAGCAACGACCGGAUGAUGAGCUUGCGGGCCUGAUUUCCUCCUGUAUGGAUGGGGAUAUAUACGACAAGUGGGGGGAACACAUUGAACCCAAGACCCCGGGAGGAAUCAGGCAGGAGGCCCUCAGGCGGGCGGCGGCAGGGCCAUCGGCCGCCUCGACCAUGUUUAGAAUGUGGCAGGAGAGAGAAGACCCGGCCAUAAGAAUCGAAGAGAUCACGGGGGAUAGUGAGGAGGUUACGCAACGAUUAAAGGCCGGGGCCAUAAAGGAAGAGUCGAUAAUUGUUGAGUCAGAUGACGAGGGGAGAGAGGAUGAAGGGGAGCCGACCGUAACCACCAUGGAAAAGAUGGAGGAUUUGGUAGAAAAAAUGGGGAGGUACCAGCGGAGGCUGAAAGAGCUAUGUGAUGAAAUCCAAGGGUGGAGAGCCGACCUCCCAAAGGUCUUCCUCUAUGAGACCGGGCCGGGGCCGGCAGCUGGACAGGAGAGUAGUCCCGGGGUUGUCGUGGCAGGGUCUGGCCCCAGGUCAGGAAUGAUGUUCAGGCCGCCCACCCCGCAUGGGCGGGCGCCGCAAGCAACUCAAACCAGGAGCCAAAGUAAGGCGGGCCCUAGUCAGCCACCAAGCCAAGCGCCAAGUCAGGCACCUCCACGGAAGAGACUUGAGCCUGAGCGUAGAAAAGAGGUGGUCGAGGUCCAGGAAGAGAAGGAAGAGGAAGAUGACACGGAGGAUGAGAGGCUUCGUCAAGAGGAGGAUCGGCGGGCGGAGCAAAGAGCCCAGAGAAGGGAGGCCCAGGAGAAAGCUGAGCGAGGUCUACAGGAAGGUGUGCCCAGGAAGAGAAAGUACACCGUCAGGUUGGAGGAGGACUUUGACGUGGAAAGGAUGGUGGACCGGCUCCUUGAAGGUCAUAACGACCUUAUGAACUUAAAAGAUACUCUGGCGUCCGCACCAAGACUCCGGGAGGAGUUGAAAGGGCGAUUGUCUCGAAGGUUAGUGCCCAACGUGCAUUUGAGCGCCGUCCUGCCCAGGAAAGUGGGGUGGACACAAGCUGGGAUAAGGAUGGACUGGAAGUGUGCAACAUGUGGGGUAGUGGAUUUGGUAGUGAAGGAAAAGAAGUGCGUGGCAAUGAUGGAUACGGGCACUGAAAUGAACAUUAUCCGGGAGAGAGAUGCGCUCAUGCUUGGAAUGGAGAUCGGCCAUGCGGAUCACGGUGUGCUGCAAGGGGCUAACUGCAAGGCAGUUUUUUGCGGCACCGCGUCGAAUGUGAUUAUAGAGAUUGGUAAGGUGCGAGCGAGGACGUGCUUUUUCGUCAUGCCGAACGUGGACUACCCUAUCCUUCUGGGCAGGUCGUUCAUGUGCAGGACAGAGACCCUGAUCUUCAAUAAGCACGAUGGGACGAUGAUAUUGCUUUUGAGUGACCCAGCCUGUGGGAACUACGAAGUUGUCACCUGCCGGAACACGGGGCCAGGGAGCGAGCGGAAUAGGCCUAAUCCUGACUCGUUCACUUAUGUGGAAUCGGAGAACGAGCGGCGGAGGCUCGCGGAGGAGUCCGAGGAGGAAGGUGGGGCGGAGGUGCUGUCACUAAGCCUUACAGACGUAAAUAAAGCUAUGGAGAUCGUGGCAGCACAUGAGAUGGCGGACCCAGAGGCCAUCAAGGCCUUGCGAGAGCGGGUUUUGAAAUGCCCACAGGCAGGAGAAGUGGAGCUUAUCUAUCGACUUCCUGGAGGAAGAAAAGGGUCUGCGAUGGCACAAGAGUAAACAACAAGCCGACCUUUUUUAGGGGACGGCUUAAGCAAGGCGCCCAAAGGCGGUACAAAACAGUAGAUAAAAAGUGUCGCCCUGU
Chara braunii is the source of this 2795-nucleotide messenger RNA. The record is from the annotation of a GenBank genome assembly. NCBI's taxonomy places the organism in Eukaryota, Viridiplantae, Streptophyta, Charophyceae, Charales, Characeae.